This is a messenger RNA of Lentinula edodes (shiitake mushroom), 678 nucleotides long. RefSeq lists its product as uncharacterized. The transcript is spliced from 5 exons. Lineage: Eukaryota; Fungi; Basidiomycota; Agaricomycetes; Agaricales; Omphalotaceae. The record is from RefSeq and is a predicted model, not a curated record. The coding region runs from base 1 to 678 and encodes 225 amino acids.
AUGGCUCUUCCCCUCACCCAGGUAGUUUUACCUCCUAGUCCUCAGAAUGUCCUCCGCCCUGCAAAUCCAAAUAACCCACCUACACCGACCGAUAUCAUGAACGGCGCGAAGUAUAAGAAGCAACUGUGUGACGAGCUUGCCUCCAAAAACCCCAAUGUCACCUCGCUGCACUAUGCAGAUGCUACACGCUAUGAACACAAAUUAGUUGCAGCGUUUGACUUGUCACAACUUCCGCCUCUGGAUGGUGCUGGUGCCCCUCCUGCUCCUGCUCCUGCUGCUCCCCUAGUCGCUGGAAUUGCAGAGCUGCUCGCUGGACAACAGAAUGGACAGCAAAACAUCCUCAACAUCCUCAACAUUCUAGAAGGGAUGCAGACACAGAUCGCGCAAAUCGAUAGGCGUUCCGCUUUUGCUGUCAACCAAACCCGAGGUAAUGGUGUUGGGAGACCGUAUGACGAAGUUCGUUUCUUGGAUAAUUCGCUCCCUUCACAAGCUGCUCCAGGCCGUGCUCCACUUCCAGUACUCAGUACCAUGCUUGACAUUCGUGCACUCAGCGGUCCAGAAACUACUACUUAUCUCCGUAAUCAUGGAAUCCUGCCUGCCAAUAUUCCUCAUCUUACUGCAGACCGCCGUGAACAGCUCGCUGAAAUGAUUGGAUGUAUUGGAUACCAUGAACUGUAG